This is a messenger RNA of Triticum dicoccoides, 756 nucleotides long. RefSeq lists its product as uncharacterized. The transcript has a single exon. NCBI's taxonomy places the organism in Eukaryota, Viridiplantae, Streptophyta, Magnoliopsida, Poales, Poaceae. The annotation marks the transcript as partial. The record is from RefSeq and is a predicted model, not a curated record.
ACCAACACUAGCAACCCCAACAACAACAGUAUGCCAUUGGAACUGCACCUCCUGAUGCUAGCAGCUACAAUUACAGCCAGUCUGUUACUCAUGCUUCAAAAGGGUAUGGUGAUUCUACGUACUCUCAGCAGAGUGGCGGGCAGCAAGCGUAUGAUUACUCUGGUUAUCAGACGCAAGGGCUGUCUUACUCACAGCGGCCUGGAUAUGAUUAGUAGAACUAUGGGGCAUCUGGCUAUGGGGCAUCAGCUGCUAACCCAACUCAGGAUGGUGGUACUGCACCGAGCUAUGGUGGUCCAGGUGGCACUGGUCAAGCAACUUCAGGGCAGCAAGCUUCAACUCCUGCCACCUAUACUACUGCUGCUGCAUCAAGCUACAUGGCGCAAGGUUCUGCCCCCUCAAUCUGGAUACACUGCUCCACACAGCCUGACUAUGAUAUGCAGCCACCACCACAGGCCACGUAUGGCCCGGGUGCUUAUGGGUAGCCUCCACAUGCUCAGAAGCCACCUUCAUCUGUUCCGUAUGGACAGGCACCGCCUACUCAGGCUGGUUAUGGGCAGUAUGGAUACAGUCAGCCAGGCUAUGGUGCACCACCGCCUUCCCCUGGUGCACCCACUGCUAGCUAGGCAGGCUAUGGCCAGUAGCAGUCAUACUGUGAUCAUUAUGCUACUGGUAGUUAUGGACUGCCAACAAUGUAUUCUACCGAAGUUACACCACCUGCUGCGUCCCAGGAUCAAUCCACCGCCGGUCCUACGCCUU